AUGAGUUCCAGUACCUCGCUUCCAGCCUCUGGAGAGAUUCCAGACUCGUUCAUGGCUUCUCUCAAGGCCUGCCAGGCUCUCGUCUGGCCAGAAACAAGCUCAGAUCGCAGAAGAACGACUUUGCGGCGCAUGAGCACCUUCAGGGGCGCCAAUGAAUCAGACACGACUGCGCCAAUGUCGGCCAAUGCUCGUGUCUCUCAGGUGCAACUCUCCGACAAAUCUCGGUCGAUCAACAUGCUCUCCAUUCAGCCUACAACACCAGCUACAACACCGGCCGCAUCUACAACCGUUAUUCUGCAUGGCUAUGGCGCUGGCUUGGGGUUCUUUUCGCUCAAUCUCGACACUUUAUCGACGUGGGUCUCCAAACGGGGACAACCCGUCUACCUCCUGGACUGGCUAGGCAUGGGUCGUUCGUCUCGUCCAACGUUCAGAGUCACGGCAAAGCAUGCCGAUACUCAUCAACGGGUAUCACAAGCCGAAUCCUUUUUCCUGGAUGCGCUUGAGGAAUGGCGCAAUAAGAUGAAUAUUGACAAAAUGAACCUCGUCGGGCAUUCAUUGGGUGCUUAUCUGGUGACUGCAUACGCGCUCAAGUAUCCGCAACAUGUAGAACGUCUUGUUCUUCUCAGCCCUGCAGGCGUCAAUGCUGGUCCGAUAGCACUCUUCCAGACGACGAGCUUCAGAGAAGCAGAUCGAACCCAGAACCCGAGGACGCGAAAAGCCAAGUUAGAGAUGCAACCUCAUCGGACGUUGCUGCUUUACGGAAAGAGCAGAUCGAUCGAGGUGGCAAAAUACCAGAAAAGCAGAAAGAAAAGGAGAGCUUUGGACGACGCCUGGUAA
This is a messenger RNA of Serendipita indica DSM 11827, 837 nucleotides long. NCBI's taxonomy places the organism in Eukaryota, Fungi, Basidiomycota, Agaricomycetes, Sebacinales, Serendipitaceae. The record is from the annotation of a GenBank genome assembly.